ACAGCGGCCAGAAGGAUCUGAUUCACUUUACUCUCAACAGAUACGACACAUUACCAUUCUUCAUAAAACCCCAAAACACUCUCUCUCGUGACUCAAUCACUUCGUUUUCUCCGCUUUCAUCUUCUCAUCUCUUCUCUUUUCCCUGCUAAUCAUGGCAACCUUGUCAACUGUGAAGGUUUCCCCCCAUUGCAUGUUUCAAACAGCAAGCAAAAAUCCAUCCACUGUUGCCACCACAAUGAAGUGCCCUUCUUCUUUUGGGUCUGUGAAGAGCAUUUCCAGAUCUUUUGGCUUGAAGUCAUCCUCUUCAUUUAGAGUCACUGCCAUGGCUUCUUACAAGGUUAAGCUGAUUGGCCCAGAUGGAACAGAGAACGAGUUUGAAGCCACUGACGAUACUUACAUCUUAGAUGCAGCAGAGAGUGCUGGAGUUGAACUUCCUUACUCUUGCCGAGCCGGAGCAUGCUCUACCUGUGCUGGGAAGAUUGUUGCUGGUUCUGUGGACCAGUCUGAUGGCUCAUUCCUCGAUGACAACCAACUGAAGGAAGGCUUUGUGCUUACUUGUGUCUCCUAUCCAACUGCUGACUGUGUAAUUGAAACUCACAAGGAAGGAGAUCUCUAUUGAGCAAUGCUGGCCUUAAAGUUGGGAAUUGGGGAAUUUAAGGUAGACUCUGCAACUAGUUUGCUUGUUCUGCUUUAGAGUCAAAUUUUCUUUUGGGAUUAUUAGUGAUUUGGUGUAAUGAUUUUUUGUUUGUGCAAGCAAGCACUGUGAUAUUAAGACGAUAAACACCCGUCGUUUGGCUUUUAAAUGGGAUAGUUGAUGUUUCUUUA
Messenger RNA from Glycine soja, 825 nucleotides. Its product is annotated as ferredoxin-like. Gene Ontology annotation, cellular component: plastid. The coding region runs from base 152 to 619 and encodes 155 amino acids. Gene Ontology annotation, molecular function: 2 iron, 2 sulfur cluster binding; electron transfer activity. NCBI's taxonomy places the organism in Eukaryota, Viridiplantae, Streptophyta, Magnoliopsida, Fabales, Fabaceae. Gene Ontology annotation, biological process: electron transport chain. The transcript is spliced from 2 exons. The record is from RefSeq and is a predicted model, not a curated record.